Patiria miniata (bat star) is the source of this 1532-nucleotide messenger RNA. It is a transcript of the gene ndufb5, whose product is annotated as NADH dehydrogenase [ubiquinone] 1 beta subcomplex subunit 5, mitochondrial-like. The transcript is spliced from 6 exons. The record is from RefSeq and is a predicted model, not a curated record. The coding region runs from base 34 to 585 and encodes 183 amino acids. NCBI's taxonomy places the organism in Eukaryota, Metazoa, Echinodermata, Asteroidea, Valvatida, Asterinidae.
GACACAAAAUGCAUAGUCAAUUACUCGAAAAAGAUGGCGGCGCUGUCGCAGAGUUUGUCAAGGCACCUCCAAUUUUUGAGAUUAAAAACGCCUCAGUUUCUAAGCUGUUUGAAGGCAAACUCUUCUCCGAAUGCCACGCAAGUCAUUCAGCGUGGUAUGGCCGGUGGUGGCAAGGCUAGGAAGUUCUUUGUCACUCCAACCCGCUACUCUGACAGGAGAUUCCUCAAGGCAAUGAGAUACUACAUACUCCUGACUGGAAUACCAUGUGUUGUGGGUAUUACGUUUGUCAACGUUUUUAUAGGACCUGCACAGUUGGCAGAAAUCCCUGAGGGUUAUGUACCGAAGGAAUACGAGUACCAUCAGCAUCCAAUCACACGCUUCAUCAGUAGGCAUUUCGUCAACACACCUCAGCAGGAGUAUGAGAAGAUGGCACACUACCUGGCCAUUGAGCAGGAGAAGAUUGAGGCUAGGCAAGCUGAGAAGACAGUGAAGCGACUGAUGCGGAAACGAGGUGACGGCCAUUGGUAUUACUACCCAGUUGAAUCUCCAGUUGAUAGAUACGAUGAAGAAGAACUCAAGGAUUGAUAUCGUAGAUCUAUUAGAAUAAUUUAGAUUUUUCAUUAAAACAUGUUUUCUUCUAAGGGGGAGAGGAGUGUGGUAGGUAUGUGACAUACACAAAUCAACUGCGAGAAUGCUUUUAUCCACGCAAUAUUCAUUUACUCUUCCUGAAAGAAGGAAUGUUAAUAACGGAUAAUCCUCAGAUAAACGCAGGGGUGUCAUUUGUACAAACCUUGAUUUUUGCUUCUAAUUGUUUUUUUGAAAAUUCAGGUUUAGUACACGCAUAAAAGUGUCCUGUGAAUUGUGAUGCAAUAAAUAAUGUUUCUUGCAUGGCUAGACACUUGUUGUGAUUCUUUUCUCAUCAGUAGGCAUUAUGGUUCACUUUCCCUGACUGUUUCGGUGAUUAGCAGCUCAAUCUAUAAAAAGACCAGUUACGUGAAGGAACGACCCACAGGCUUAUUACUGAUGAAUGCCACAGUGCUAUCCACACCUGAGAGACUCGAGGGCAUGCUUGCUGCCAAAAUGAUCUGGUGAACUCCCUUGACCUUAUUGACAAACAUCAUCUCAUGAUGGGAUUUGGUCUGAUUGUUGGACUUUUGUUGGACUUUAACACCUAUUGUCAAGACAUAAACCUGUCAUUCUUGUUAUGGCACAAUAAUUUCAAUAUGGACAACACCUCAUUUGUUAUUAGAUAAAAACAAUGUACUGCAGGUUUUGUUGUUUUUUGACGAUCAUUUUGUGUAACAUUGUGCUUUGCAAAAAGAAGAAAAUUCAGACAUGUUGACAGAACUUUUUAAUUCACGUGAUUAUUUCAGGCACAUUGUCUUGUUGAUAUCUAACUUUGAUUAUAUUACACAUUGCAGUGACACUAAUUUUAUUAUCAAACUUAGUGUACUACUUUAUGCUGUUUAGUAUUUGGACUGUUUAAGUAUGAAGUGGUAUUUGAAUAAAUAAAAAGUUGGAAGCUAACACAA